UGGGGUGGGCUGGGGGGCCAGGAGCAGCUUUCGGGAUGCAGCAGGGAUGACCAGGGUCCUGGUGGAAGUGAUUGGCAGAGACUGGCAAGGGCCGAUUGCUUUCACCGGCAGCUUCGCGGUGGCCGCGGUUUCCUGGCAUCCUUAGCUCUACGCUGUUCGAAUUCCGCAGAUGCUGCCAGGGCACCUUGGGGCCGGGAGGCCGAAGGGGACGAGCCAUGAGGGGGACCAGUGCCCCAGAUCUGGGGCCGCCCCCGAGAGGGCAGCUGUGGUGGCCAGUGUUCCUCGGGAGGAUGGCAGAGCCCGGGACAUGCAGUACCAGCGACUGCAGCAGCAGCUGGCCGGGCUGCGGGAAGAGUUCCUGAGCCGCGAGUCGUGGUGGGUGGCCGCGCACAACGAACUGCAGCGUCAGGUGGACGCCCUGCGAGAGCAGAGCCUGCAGCUCCAGGACCGACUGCAGGCCUCGGGGCCGCGACCAGGAGCCAGAGAGAGAAUGGCGGCCACCCUGCCCUCAGGACAGACAGCAGACAGCCUGGUAUUAGAAUCCAGAAUCGCACCCCCGUCUGCUGAUGGAGAAGAAAGGCCAAAGUGUAUUGUCUGCAAGCCUCAGAGUGCUGCUCUCCUGGGGCCAAGUGGGUGGGUCAGAACUGCAGCUCCGCCCAAGGUUGUUCACGACACGUCCGGAGGCCUGCAAAGACCGAGUGGCAGACACUCACCAGUGCCAGCUCCCGACCUUGUGCUACCCGGCAGGCCUGAGCCGGCGGCCGCCACAGACGACACGCGCUCGUCCGCCUCGGCGAGUCCUGCAGCAGCUUCCCUGGCGUCUGCGGAGUCGCAGAUGGCCGGCCGUGUGGACACACAGACCAUGUGCACAGCCUGUCCCCGGGGCUCAGCAGCGGUGCGGCUUCAUCACAAGCAGACAGAAAAGCUGCACCCUGACGGCUCCAAAGAAAUCGUGUUUGCAGAUGGGACAGUGAAGCGUCUCAAGAGUGGGCACGAGGAGACCUUGUUUCCUGAUGGGACAGUCGUGAGAGUGAGGAGGAAUGGUGACAAAAUCAUCGUGUUCAGCAACGGGCAGAGAGAGAUCCACACGGCCCAGUUCGAGCGGCGGGAGUACCCCGACGGCACCGCCAGGACUGUGUACUUCAGCGGCCUGCAGGAAACCAGGUGUGCGACCGGCAGCGUCAGGGUCAGGGUCAGAGACGAGGCUGGAACCGUCAUCCUGGACAGAAAGCCGGCGGUCCCUCCACAGCACAGCGCAGGUCGCCUAGAAAAUACGAAGGCAAAUCAGAAUUCAACUAAUUUUAUAUUAAAAUUAGAAUCCCAGAACAUCGGAGAGGAGUAAUUCUUGAGCAUCUUGUCAUGAGAUGUUCACGUGUUCACGUUCUUCAUCUGGAGGAAACGAGAUCCGUCUUCAAUGUCCGAGAGGACUUUCACCCUGAAAUAAAGCGUGCACA
This is a messenger RNA of Tupaia belangeri chinensis (Chinese tree shrew), 1454 nucleotides long. RefSeq names its product t-complex 10 like (gene TCP10L). The transcript has 11 exons. The record is from RefSeq and is a predicted model, not a curated record. Bases 170 to 1342 code for a protein of 390 amino acids. NCBI's taxonomy places the organism in Eukaryota, Metazoa, Chordata, Mammalia, Scandentia, Tupaiidae.